Molecule: messenger RNA, 1126 nt
Organism: Oncorhynchus masou masou (cherry salmon)
Lineage: Eukaryota; Metazoa; Chordata; Actinopteri; Salmoniformes; Salmonidae
Product: large ribosomal subunit protein uL15m-like
Exons: 5
Coding region: 71-961 (296 amino acids)
Biological process (GO): translation
Cellular component (GO): mitochondrial large ribosomal subunit
Molecular function (GO): structural constituent of ribosome
Source: RefSeq, a predicted model, not a curated record
GUGUGUCACGUGAGCCAUAUCCAUGGUAGCCGAUUUUGUCCUUGGGUGACGUUGAAAUGUGGAGAGGACGAUGUCUUUUACGAGAAAACCUAGUGGGAAGGCAUUAGAUAUUUUGCAGAAUUUGCCUCGUAUUUCAUUAGCAAACUUACGACCUGAACCGGGGACCAAGAAGGCUGAGAAGAAGCGAGGCAGAGGCCAACAUGGAGGAAACCGAAGUGGCCGGGGUCACAAGGGGGAGAGGCAGCGAGGCAACCGACCUCGUCUGGGGUUCGAGGGGGGUCAGACUCCCUUCUAUCUAGCCAUCCCAAAAUACGGCUACAAUGAGGGACACAGUCGACGGGCUCAGUACCAGCCCCUGACCCUGAACAGGCUGCAGUAUCUGAUUGACCUGGGCCGGGUUGACCCCACUCAGCCCAUUGACCUGACUCAGCUGGUUAAUGGCAGGGGAGUGACCAUCCAGCCACAGAAGAGGGACUAUGGUGUUCAGCUUGUUGGCGAGGGUGCUGGUAUCUUUGCGGCGAAAGUCAACAUAGAAGUUCAGAUGGCGUCUGAAGAGGCCAUUGCUGCCAUUGAGAGAAACGGAGGGAUGGUCACUACAGGUUUCUAUGACCCCAGAAGUCUUGCGGUCCUCUGUAAGCCUGUCCCAUUCUUCAUAAGUGGACAGCCCAUUCCAAAGAGAAUGUUGCCUGGGGAAGACAUGGUCCCCUACUACACAGAUGCUGCCAACCGGGGUUACCUGGCAGAUCCAGAGAAGAUUCAAAAAGCACGGAUAGCCUUGGCCCAGAAGUAUGGCUACGUUUUACCGGACAUUUCCAAAGACAAAUUGUUCCACGUGCUCUCUAUGAUAAAGGACCCCAGACAGAUCUUCUUUGGCCUCUCACCAGGCUGGGUCGUCAACAUGGCCGAGAAGAAGAUACUGAAACCGACUGAUGAUAAACUGCUCCAAUAUUACAGUUCAUAAAUGAUUCAAAUUUACAUGCUCGCUCUGUUGAUGUACAUAAAUGUCAUGAUUUUUUUUGUGAUUGUUUUUAAAAUGAAUGUCUCUGAGCCCAACUUGACAAUAGAUUCAGCUUUUCUUAACACCACUGAUCUACUGCGUGGGUUGUAUUAAAUGUUCAUAAUUUAG